Molecule: messenger RNA, 1021 nt
Organism: Cucurbita moschata (crookneck pumpkin)
Lineage: Eukaryota; Viridiplantae; Streptophyta; Magnoliopsida; Cucurbitales; Cucurbitaceae
Exons: 3
Coding region: 162-737 (191 amino acids)
Molecular function (GO): zinc ion binding; endonuclease activity; nucleic acid binding
Source: RefSeq, a predicted model, not a curated record
CUGUUGUGGUCCGGCCCAGCCCAUUCAAAUUUAUUCUCGUGGGCGGUGGGCCGUCCGAUAUUGGGCUCGGUUAAGAAGGGAAAAUCGCCAUCGGCGUUUUGGACAAUUUAAUGAGCAGGAAAUGAUCGCACGUCUUCAGUUUUCCCAUUUCCGGCUUCUAUAUGUCCGAUCCGCCGGACGGCGUCGAAACUCCCAUGGAAGCUACUUCCAGCUCGCCGUCACCGACUCGUUCCCGCGGCGGACCUAGACAGAGUGGCUCCGGAAAUGGGAACGAACGGCCUAGAUUUUUCGACACAAAAGCGAAAGCCAUUUGUUGGGCCAAGGCCGAUACUGUCCCCGGACGACAUCCCGAGCGCUGGCGUAAGGACGCCGCUGGUAAUGUCGUCUGCAAGCGCUUCUGCAACUGCCAGGGAUGCCUCUGCUUCGAGUAUGAUCACAUAGUCCCCUUCUCAAAAGGCGGCGAAUCCACGGCGGAUAAUUGCCAGAUUCUUCAGACGAGAGUAAACAGAUUCAAAUCGGAUAAAGACGAUGUUGAUACGUCUCAGUUGAAAGGCUAUUCAUGUGAUGUCAAGUUCACUGAUAAGGAGCUUGACAUAAUUGAAAUGGCUGUUUAUGGAGAUGUAAUCAGGCCAGGAAACCAGUGUCGUUGCAGAACAGUUUCUGAAAUGCUCGGCCAAUAUAAAUCCAAAGACCGCUUGGCCCCUUGCAAGUUGCCAUAUAAUGAAGAUUCUUCGUAACAAAAAGAAGGCUUGAACCUAAAGCAUGUUUUUGCCCCAUUUGGUAUUAAGAUCUAUAAUUUAAUACACUUGCUACAAAUAAUGUUGGGGACCUCCAUUACUUGAUUAGAUCAAUGUGAAUGAAUAUCACACCCAUCUCAGUUUAAGAAAUUGUUAAAUUUUGAGUGUUUAGAAGUCUUUAAAUCAACUAGAUUACAAUAUAUUUGAUUUUUGUGCUCUCCAUUCUGGUCCAUAAAUUCUUAAAUUGUUUAUGUUAGUACUUAAAUUGUAUUAAUGUUUUGAUA